AUGUCAUCAACAGCUGAAAUAAUAAAUUCAAACACUGGAAUAGAGAGUGUUGAACAAAAUACAUCUCAAUCACCUAUUCCGUCAUUGGUUCCUAUGACACACAGUGCACGAGAAAUAUUUGAAUCUUAUAGAAAUAUUAUUGAAGCUAAGGCACAAAAAUAUUAUCCGAUGCCGGCUACAUUUCAAAUGGUUCCUUUAAGAAUGUCUAUUAUGGAUAUUGAUGGAGUUAAAACAUAUUUUUUCAAGGCUCGUGUUCCGAAUAAUAAAUUUGUUAACGUACGUGUUAGAUUAUCUGGUAAAGCUGAAUCUAGAGACAACCAAGUAGCUGUUGAGCCACGUGCUAAUGGUGAUGUCGAGGAAAACAUUAGUAAAAUGUUUUAG
Molecule: messenger RNA, 381 nt
Organism: Rotaria sp. Silwood2
Lineage: Eukaryota; Metazoa; Rotifera; Eurotatoria; Philodinida; Philodinidae
Source: the annotation of a GenBank genome assembly